AACAGCCUGCCCCAUUCUCAUUAUCAACAAAGGGAUCGAUUAGGGUAACUAGCUUGGAAUUUCUUCGAAGAUGACAGUUUCUCUGGGAAAGUUGGCCGCAAUAGCGUUGCUGCUGCUGCAUCUUCUGCCUGCAGAUGAUAUCCCUUCCUCCUCUGCGCUGCGGCCUUGUGGUUACAAUAGGGAUAGUACUCAACUGCAAAUGGAUAACUGGAGAUCAGAAGCAGAUGGCGUCAAGAAGUCUGAAAAUGGUGGAUAUUUUGCUGAGAUUUCAACCAGAAACUCAGCAGCGAUCCUCCGAAGAAGCUUGGGAACAAAAGUUCUGCCGAAGCGAGCACCACCACCGCCCAUCGUGAAUCGAAAGAAAGCACAUAAGGUGGCAUAAUCUAGUUGUGGGAUGUGGCUGUUUAUACAUUGGUCUUUCAGAGAUGAAGGAUGAGGAGGAGGAACCAAGGAAGUGUUGCUCAAACGAAAAGGAAGAACAAGAACGCGGAAGGCAUCAACGUGUAGAUUGAUUAAUCUACAGCCAGAUAGGAAUUGAUAAUUCAAUUGAUAUAUAAUCAAAAUACGGUGUUCUUAGCUAAUUAGCAUAAAUGGUCAUAUAUGUUUUACUUUGUACAAAAUAAUCACGAAAAUUUAAUUCGGCAUGGUUGGAUUAUAACACAGGUUAGAGGGUUGUAACAAAAUGAUCAAUUUCAUCUAUCUCCAUCCGAAAAUACCUUAAAUUUGAGCAAAUGUCCAUAUUCUGAAUGUGGAGUAACUUCACUGUGCACAUCCCUAUAAAAAAAACCACAUCAAAAUCCCAUUCAAGAUUCUCCACAAAAUAAUAUAAAAUCCGCCUUCAGUUUAGUUUCAUGGACAAUCAAGAAAUUCCCUUCAAUGGACCUAGACUCUACCGCAAUUUUUUUUUAUAGCUCACGGAAAGAGAAUAGUGAUGAACGAAACUCAUUGAUUUCCUUUCACUAUCAAUUAAGGGAUGGUUUGGAGAACGGGAUUCAGGGCGUGAAUUCAUUGAAUUAGUAGAUUUUGUAAAAAUUAUAUUUUUGUUAUUUUUUUGUAUUGUAGAUUUUAGAUUUAGAGAUUUCAAAUCUCUAAAAUAUGCGGAUAUCAAAUCUCUCAUAAUCAGAGAGAUUCUAUAUCUUGAUUCGUGGAAUUUUUUCUCUUCUUUUUAUUUACUUAUUUUUCAUAUUAAAUAUAUUUAUCAACAAAGUUUUUAAUAUUUCUCGAAAUACUCUAAUUUUUUAUUAAGGAUAAACAUGUUAUUUAAUAUAAAAUUAAAUUUUUUAUUUUCAUUGAAUGUUAACAAUCACAGUUACCAAACAAUAGACAUUUUAAAAUCCAUUUUCAACAAUCCAAAGUUUUAGAAUCUUUAAAUCGUUGACAAUCUAUAGAUUUAAACUCAUAUUCUCCAAACGAACCCUAAGCCUCCAUCCGGUUGCUCAACCAUAUGCACCUUUCAAAAGACCAAAACGUCUGCACAAAGCAGCAUCAAACUCAUUCCAAAGCAAGAAUGGACGUCGAGACUCCAUCUCCAAACCCACACAUCUGACCUACAUCCAAAGUGAGUUGCCUCCUUCUCAACUUUCUCAUGCUCAGGUAUACCAUACAAUCCAAACAAGUUUUCACACAACCUAAUCCAUUUUUUAGGACUUUCACCAUUGAAAUAAGGAAAUUCAAAAGCAGAAUAGAGGUGAAAUUAUCAUAAGGUUGACCGUUGAUGACACGUGAAGUGUAUAUUCUAGACCCUCCGUAUUGUAAGUUGUGACAAAAAGUGCGUACAUUUCCCAUCAUUAUUGUCACAAUGCUUUCAAUAAUUGUUGUGAUUGCUUCAAGUAUGUUCCAGCAACCUUAGAAUUGCUUUUAUAUAAUUGAUGCACUUUUGGGUAGCGUUUUGUACAUUUUAAGGAUCGAGCACCCUAGUGGGCACUUGGAAGCCGUAGGAAACAUCGAGCCCAAGUUGUUGGAGCAAGAAUUCAAAGACUGGACGCCAAUAAAGAAAGAUGCCAACGAUGUCGUUUUAACUGAAGGAAAGAGCGGACAAGGUGUCGUUUUGAUGGAACCAACCACUUCGUCAAGAAGUUAUCUAGAAGCAAUCUGAUUUGCUGGUCACAUGUGUUGGGACUUUUUGGACGAGGGUACACGUACGAUAGCCCGAGACCGGGUGACUAGGAUUAUGGUAGAGUUUUGAACUACGUUCACUUUCCGUAAAGAAUAUUUCCACCGUUUACAAAGCCUUGAGUUACAGAAAAUUUCUUCAAAGGAUAAAACUAUCAACACUUUAGGUUCUAGGCUUAAGUACCUAAAGUAUACUUCGCAACUUUCUUAGGAAGAAGAGAAUCAAGUUCGUUGUCUCAC
Molecule: messenger RNA, 2352 nt
Organism: Linum trigynum
Lineage: Eukaryota; Viridiplantae; Streptophyta; Magnoliopsida; Malpighiales; Linaceae
Source: the annotation of a GenBank genome assembly